Ostreococcus tauri is the source of this 4980-nucleotide messenger RNA. Its product is annotated as BTB/POZ-like. Bases 1 to 4980 code for a protein of 1659 amino acids. Gene Ontology annotation, molecular function: protein binding. Lineage: Eukaryota; Viridiplantae; Chlorophyta; Mamiellophyceae; Mamiellales; Bathycoccaceae. The transcript has a single exon. The record is from RefSeq and is a predicted model, not a curated record.
AUGACGACGCACGCGGACGAUUCGGCGUCUAAGAAGCGCCGAUCAUCGACGAGCACGCGAUCAAACGCCGAGGUCGCGGUGCGCGCGGACGAGGAGGGCGACGAGGCGGUCGACGCGCGGACCAGAGCACCGUGGACGAGCGUGACGCUCGCGCGGACAGGAUUGGCGACGGCGUCGUCGUCGCGAAGAGAGAGCGGGAAGCGAGGGAGAGAGGAUGAAAUCGAGAUGCACGCCGGGUUGGUGAAGAGGACGAACGACGAGGAGGCGUUCAUGAGGUGGACGAGGGCGAUGGACGACGCGGUGGAGGCGCUGAACGCAAAGGCGCCUGACACCGGGACGUCUCUGCCCGAGCACUUGGUACACGCCUCGGAGUACGAGCGGAAGAUAACGCUGGCGUUAGAGGAGAAAUCAGCGCUGAUCGGUACGAGUGGUGGGCACAUCCGCGCGCUGGGGGGCACCUCAGCUACUCGCUCGAUGGACACGAUGCGGUUGGCGGCGAAGCUCUUGAAGGCGUGCGCCAAGGCUUUCGACGAGUCGAGACUAGUUCGAAAGCGAAUAUGGCUCGCCAUGGCAGCGACACCAGAAUCAUGGCGCUUGUGUUGGAAAACGCGCGAGGAUGAACUGAUUCGUAGUUGGGUGAAACUGUUGAUGACGUCGGGAGUUCGGCUUUCUAUGCAAAAGGAUCGAGACGUGGUGUCCGAGUGCGAAUCGUACGUCUCUGCCAUGGUCAAGGAGAUAACGAAACGCGAGGCGAACGGAGACGUCCCCGACGAGUUUGGUCGACGAGCCAGUGACUUUAGAACUAUCAUCCAGAUUUUCAAAACGAUUCACGCAAGUUUUGAGUAUUGCGCUGAGGCGGUUUGCGAUGUGGUGUUCAAGCCUCUGAAAGCGUUCACCACGGCAUCCAUCACAAAUGAAAACUUUGAUUCGGGAGUGCACUUCUUGUCUUGGGCCAUUCGCGCGGUUCAGAUCGCGUCGGAUCUCAGCUGCUUGAAAGAGGCAUAUCAUCAUCGCAUCACUCACUUCAUAGGUGAGGAUUUUCUCACUUGGAGCCGCACGCUGCUGGAGGUCUUCUACAAGAAUCUCUCUUCGAUGAGAGCAGGGAGCAUCUCCGAGACGCUCGGAGCGUGGUACGGCAGUCACCAAAACGUCCACUCGGACGAGGCCACGAAACGAGCUUGCUAUGAAGAGUUAUGCAAACUCAUCGAGAGUCUGGCUGCUGUUUCUUUCUUCUUUCCUUUGAAGGGCCAAAGAUAUCCAAGGGGGCACCGCACGAACGAUGAAAGAUUUUCAGACAAGCUUCAACGAAAACUCACUCGAUACGUGCUCGCGGUCGUGAGCUGCUGCGUGAAGGAACUGUAUGAAGAGAUCAAAGCCAUUGGAUCCGAUUUGACGAGACUUCCCAAGUGGACUAACGGUCUGAUGAGCACGAUUGAGCGCAACAAGAGCAAUUCUACGAAAGAGAUGGCGCGAGACAUUCUUCUCAAGUUGGAUAUCGGAUACGUCUUCGCUGAUCACGCGUGCAUGAGUGCUUGCGAAUCAGAUCAUGAAGCGUUCACGGCGGAUAUAUCGUCGUUGUUUACACUUUUGACCGUGAACCCGAGCAAGACGAGGAGUGCUGAUAUCGAGAACUUGGUCGAUCCAGUGUUCUCUAUAUUCUUUUGUUAUCUCCGCGCUCGGCGUGGUAAGGUGGGAAGCAGCUCGGACAUUCACGACUACGAAGCUGAGUGGAAACUUCUCGGUAUCUGUGCUUGCUUCGCCUUGAGCUCGGAUGAACAGGAAGAUGAAACCAUGGAUGGCGAAAUAUUGGCGACACGAUGCGAAAUGAUGACUAAGAAGGUGCAAGCGGCGGUUCUAGACAACUUUCUCGAUGUCGAGUCUGCGCUUCUGAGUGUUUUGGGUUUAGCGAGCAUUGACGGCUCUCGAACCGCACUGCAAAGCGAUGCGAAGACGAAAGAUAAAGUGAUCCCCGCCGCGCUGGCUGCGUUAGCCAUGUUCGUGCGAAAAAGUCCAGAGCUUAGAGCACAAUUUUACAAUUCGGGCACCAUCAUCAACACGUUGUUGGAGAUACGAGAGUACAAGGGAAUGAACGCGGGUCGAGCCAUCUCAGCUUGCAUCCUCGCAUUCGAAGAACAUCACAAGCUCGUGACGAAUCUGUAUAAACCAAGCGUGAAUAUCGAUACAAAGGGAGAGCGAGUGAUGGAAAUUUCCAACUGGGAUACUGACAAGCUCCGCAUAUCGCUCAGAGCUCUGGCAGAGGUUGUGAAGGAGUCUCCAUCCUCUGCUGUUGGUUUUGACACCGCUGUUUUGGAGGUCAUCUGCGUUGAUAGGCGUUUACAAAUCAUGAUGAGCAAGUUUACCUCGAGCUUGGCAUCGAAGAUCGAUAUAUCUGAUCAUAUUGACAAAUUUCACGACGAAUCAUAUGAAAGCUGGGUGUUCAAAAUGCUGGCGAGCUCAGGGAGGGUGCUCGAAGAAGCAGCGGAUGAGAUGAAUGAACGAGGUAAACCCAUACCAAGUGGGCUUACUUGUCCUCUCGUGGAACAUCUCCAAAAAACUUACGGCGUGUCUGGACCGGAAUACCCGCUCUUCGAAGAGGAAGCAAUACGUCCCAAGACGGAUGGAGUCCGAGAUGGACGGACUUUCUGGCGGAGCAUUCACGAAUGGUAUGAAGGGGUGAUUACGCACAUGAGGACGGUCAAAAGCGGACUCAAGGCUGACGACGAGCUCUCUGAUGUGUGUUGCAUUCUCAUGGAUGGCGAUACCGACAGUGCCUGUUCGCACGUGGGGAUCAUUGUCCCUAUUCUAAUGUUACUUCACAAGUGUCGAAUCUUGCAAGAGCACAACUUGGUGGAAGAGCUCGAAGUCUCAGGAGUGGGUGACGUUGAAAAGGAAGCUUGCUUUGUGAUCGGGUUGUUGGCGACGAAAGUUGCUAAUCAAAAUCGCAUCGCAGAUUCGUUCCAAGUAAAUUCAAAGAAUGGAAUCGAGCAGUUAAUCCCAUUGCUGAAGCGAUAUCAACCUUGCGGCACCGGUCCCGCCAAUGUUGCAAAUGCGAGCAUCACGAGACGCGCUGCCGACGCAAUCACAAACCUCGCUCACGAAAAUAAUCGGAUCAAACAUAUGGUGCGUGACGCCGGUGGUAUACCACCACUUGUCGCUCUUUUAGAUUCUCAAGAGAAAAAGGUUCAGCGAGCCGUUGCGAGCACGUUGAGGACGCUGGCUUUCAAGAACAGUGAGAACAAGAAUCAAAUUGUUGAAUGUGGCGCACUUCCAAAGCUCAUUUUCAUGGCUCGAUUAGAGGAUGUGCAACUACACAAAGAAGCCAUCGGCGUGAUUGGAAACUUAGUACACUCUUCACCACACAUCAAGCGUCGUGCACUAGAUGAGGGUGCACUGCAACCGGUGAUUGAGUUGCUCAAAUCUCCCUGCUCAGAAAGUCAGCGUGAAGCAGCGCUUUUGCUCGGUCAGUUCGCCGCGCGCCUUGAACCUCCGGCGCAGGGCGAUCCUGAUUAUAGGACUAAAAUCGUUCAGCGUGGUGCAGUCCAGUCUCUCAUCAAGAUGCUCUCACGUCAUCGUGAGCCGGGUCUUCGUGAGAUGGCUGCUUUCGCAUUGGGUCGGCUGGCACAGCACGGAGAUAAUCAAGUUGGCAUUUGUCACUCUGAUGGAUUGCAACCGCUUCUAAAUUUGCUCGAAUCCGACGUCGAUGAAAUUUCACACGUUCUUCGUCUAAAUAACGUCACAGGGAAGAGCGAUCAGGAGUUACAAGCGGACGCAAAACGAUUUGUAAACAACCUGCAGCACAAUGCUGCAUUUGCAUUGUACGGUUUGUCAGACCAUUACGACAAUGUUGCGAACAUGCUCAAGGAGAACGCGUUCAUGCGUUUGAAUUUCAGCAAUCUCGAGGUAGAACAGAGCAAGCAGUGCCUGACGAAGACUAUAAAUCGCCUGAAGGAUCGAAUUUUGCGAAAGGAUGUCUUCAACUAUCUCGCGUUCUUGAUCAGUAACGGCAAACCGUUCGAGCAGCAAAGAGUGACGCUCGCACUCUCAUGGCUCUUGAUGGACAAGAACCCGGAUGAGCUGUACACCGUUUUCAUCACUAAAGGUGGUCUCAAAGUGCUGUCGGACAUGCUCCUUGGCACACCGGCUGAGAUGAUAGAUUUCUCCGAGGCACAAACUGGACUCAGUGGUGGAAGGCGCAUAGUGAACGUCGUCAUGGAAGCGUUACGGCAAGUGAAGAAUAACAUUUGCCCUAAGAACGCUACAGAAUUGCAUACGAUGCCACCGCCAUCGACGCCGACGGCGGAAGAACACAUGCCGGCAAACUUCAAGGAUCCUGAACUUUCUGACGUGACCUUCAUCGGCAGGGAAAACGGCGAGCGCUAUGAGUUCGGAGCGCAUCAAAUCGCUUUCACGCACGCCUCCGAUGCGUUCCUGUCGGUUCUUGAUUCAGGCAAGCGUCUUCCCGACGGUACUCUCCUCGUGGAUCUUGAAGACGUCAGCAGAUCCGCACUCGAGGCGAUGAUGGAUUUCAUCUACUCGGGAACUAUCUCGCCCAUGUCGAGUGUAUGCCAUCCUUCUUUCCUGCAAGAAAGAUGUGAAGAGAUUCUUUCGGUGGCGACUCGCUUUGAUCUUUUGGGACUGAAGCACUUGACCGAGAAACUCUUCAUCGAGAACGUACAACUUUCGAAUCUCUCGCUGGACCGAACCUGCAAUGUAUAUCGCUCUGCCGUGAAGCACGAAGCCGCAGCGAUUCAAGGGUACUUGUUGAAUCACGUCCUCGAUAAGUACGAUGAACCGUGGAUCGAAGACGAAGGCUCCACUCUUGCUCUAGCCGAGUACAAAGUUCGCGUGAAAGCAAUCGUCGAGUGCUUCGGGAAGGGCUUCGUGACACACAUAAGGAGGCUCUUCAAGGAGCAGCAUCAGGAGCGUCAGGAACAGCGUGCCGCGACUCGCGCACGCGUCGAACACGAUGCUCAGGAAUGA